This is a messenger RNA of Nerophis lumbriciformis (worm pipefish), 2255 nucleotides long. It is a transcript of the gene cnot7, whose product is annotated as CCR4-NOT transcription complex, subunit 7. Gene Ontology annotation, molecular function: poly(A)-specific ribonuclease activity; nucleic acid binding. The record is from RefSeq and is a predicted model, not a curated record. Gene Ontology annotation, cellular component: CCR4-NOT complex. NCBI's taxonomy places the organism in Eukaryota, Metazoa, Chordata, Actinopteri, Syngnathiformes, Syngnathidae.
CAACGUAUUACGUACGCACUUGGCGUAAGGAUGUGCGUGAUGACGUCACACUGUAGGUUAGCUAGUAUGAUGGCAACCCGCAGGUUGACUUAUCUUCCAUGCUGAAUUGUAGACUACCAAACAAAGUUAGCGGGGGAAAGCCGUGGCGCGGUAACCCAGGUGAAUUUAAGAGGUUAAGCUAGUACACCCUUUAAACACUCAAAGCGCGCGGUUUUAGGGAAGGUGGCACUAUGCCCGCAGCGACCGUGGAUCACAGCCAAAGAAUAUGUGAGGUUUGGGCCGACAACCUGGAGGAGGAGCUGAAGAGAAUAAGAAAUAUCAUCCGAAAGUACAACUACAUCGCCAUGGACACCGAGUUCCCAGGCGUGGUAGCCAGACCCAUCGGGGAAUUCCGAAGCAAUGCUGAUUAUCAGUACCAGUUAAUGCGCUGCAAUGUGGACUUGCUGAAGAUAAUCCAACUGGGCCUCACAUUUAUGAACGAACAUGGGGAAUACCCGCCGGGAACAUCAACUUGGCAGUUCAAUUUUAGGUUUAACCUUACAGAAGACAUGUACGCACAGGACUCUAUUGAGCUCCUGACAACUUCAGGGAUUCAGUUCAAGAAGCUGGAGGAUGAAGGCAUCGAAGUGUUAUACUUUGCGGAGCUGCUGAUGACAUCAGGAGUGGUGCUCUGUGAUGGCAUCAAAUGGCUGUCUUUUCACAGUGGCUAUGACUUUGGAUACCUGAUCAAGCUUCUGUCCAAUGCCAAACUGCCCGAGGAGGAGCUUGAUUUCUUUGAAAUUCUUCACUUGUAUUUUCCAGUCAUUUAUGAUGUCAAGUACCUCAUGAAGAGCUGCAAGAACCUGAAGGGUGGACUGCAAGAAGUAGCAGAGCAACUUGAGCUAGAGAGGAUCGGCCCACAGCAUCAGGCGGGUUCGGACUCUUUACUAACAGGCAUGGCUUUCUUCAAGAUGAGAGAGAUGUUCUUUGAGGAUCAUAUCGACGAUGCAAAGUACUGUGGCCACCUGUACGGGCUUGGUUCUGGCUCCACCUACGUCCAGAACGGAACAGGGAACGCUUACGAAGAGGAAGCCAACAAGCAGCAGUCGUGACACGACACUCGCAACCGUCCUGCAUGGGCCAGUGCGGCACAGAGGCUGAGCUUGGACAAGCAGAUAACGAUGACAGUGGUAACAACGGAGGAAGCGCUUCUUUUGUCAUCGUCUCUCUUGGUCUUAGACAAUUGAGUGAGUGUCAGUGGGGAAAAGUACCACAGUUUUCCCCCCCGACGUGACACUUGUGUGAGUUUAACCUUUUACUCCGGCAAAGCAGCACAAACAUCUGAUCGCUUCCUUUCAAUUCCACAUGCUUGAAAAAAAAAUGGGAUUUUAGUUCUCCUAAAAUGUUCUGUCGAAUAUUUUUGCACUUUAAAGCUCUAACCUGAUUUUAUAUGGAAAUGUAUCUGAUGUUGCUUUGUUGCCUUUGUCUGUGUUUACUUUGUGAACACAGCGUGUUUAUUUAAUGUUACCAAAACAUUUCGCUACCACACUCAGCCUUAAAAAUGCAUCAUUUUUAAGUUUUAAUUUGUCGUGCCGGUACUUUACUGCUACUAAAAGAUGCUGAGUUCAACACUAAGAUGCCACACGUUACCGUAUUGCCUCAAAAUGAGAAAGGGAUUAUGGGUGUGUGUUCACAUGCACACAGAGUCACACACUGUAAUUCAACUUAUUAUUUCAUCUUUGCACCAUAACGACCCAAUGUGAGAAGCCUUUAAUAUCCAUGUCGAAGCAGUCAAAUGCACAUAAAUGAUCACUGAUUCAUGCACCUCAUAUCUCCAAUGCAAGGAAACACAACGUCAGACACGCUGAAUACUCUGUUGUGACCACGUUUUCAUUUUGUUUUAAUUACGGUUGCUUGUGCAGAGUUUUAGUGUUGUAAUAAAAUAAAAGGACACUAUUAUUCCUUGGGGAAUAUGGUGUGGCAUUUUUACAUGCAUUAUUUUGUGUUGCAUUUCCGCUCUAACAUGCUGCAUAGAGGUACCGCAUGUUCAAAAGGUUUUGCACAGAUGCCGAGUCGUUGAAUAGUGUUAUGAACAUUUGUAGCUGUGUGCUGAAAUAUUAAUCAGUGUCAUGUUGAUGACUGAAAUGGGAUUUCUUUUUUUCUUGUUUUUUCGUUUUUGCAGUGCAUCCUUGGGCACUGAAGAGGGAAAAAGUGUGAGGUACAAAAGUUGUUUUUAGAUUGUUUUGUAAAUAAAGGCUCAAAGCUUUUGUAAAGUA